AUGAAGCUCGCGGAAAUGGAACAGGAGAAGGAGAAUCCAAUCUACCACUCCCGAACUUCCAGGAUUCAAAAAUGGAUGGAAUUGGUGAAACGUGCUCAACAGGAUCUGGAAAUGCCGUUGGAUCCCCCAAAGCGAUUAAUGCCUGGCAACGUGGUCCUCUUCCAGACUCCCGUGAAGAAUAGCCAGAUUGAAGUCGGCCUCCUGAUGACUGUUUGGAAGGGGCUGAAAAGCCCCAAGCCUCACGCAGGAGAAGUGCCUGUGCAGUCUUGUGUGGCCUUCAGGGCAGUGCAGCUUAGCCCAUCAGACGACUUGGGCAAGGAGUGGGAGGCAGAUUGGCAUUCAGCUGCCUGGGUGGUGCGCCUGGAAGGUCUCAUCACAAUCUUGGACGUUGAAGAAAGUGUUCAGCCAUCUGUAAACUCUGGCAAGAUGAAGGUUCGCCUCAGCGAGGUCAGUGCAGAUGCAUUGAGCAGAUGCGAAAGCAUCCAGACAUGGGCAGUUGGUCCAACGAUGAGACGGGGGCAAGGUGGGAUGGCCACAGACUUGCGCCUGGCAUCCACCACUUCAAAGCCCGUGGAGGUGAAGAAGACUGUGCCUGGUAACAAGUUUGCCAAGAAAAAGUUGCAGGGCAAGAAGGGUAAAGGUGACCAGUCCACAAAGAAUGCUGAAGAGUCUCACUUGGACUUGAUCAGUGACAAAGAUGUCACCUAUGCACGCAGCGUCCGACAACUUCGGCGACAAUUGGAGGACAAUUGGGAGCUGCAAGGCGUUGUGCUGGGGGCCCAGUGGGGAGAUGAAGGCAAGGGCAAGCUCGUGGACAUCCUGGCGCAGGACGUUCAGGUAUGUGCACGAUUUAAUGGAGGUGCAAAUGCAGGGCACACUUUGUUGGUAGAUGGGAAAAAAUAUGCAUUUCAUUUGCUCCCGUGUGGGAUGAUCAACAAGGCUUGCAAGAAUCUCAUUGGCAAUGGCGUUGUAGUGCACAUACCAACAUUGAUGAAAGAACUCGACGCACUCAAGGAAUUUGAUCCACAAGCUUUGGAGAGAGUGUUUAUUUCUACACGUGCCCACAUCCUCCUCGACAGCCAUCAGAUUAUAGAUGGAAUACUGGAGGCUGAACAAGGCUCCAACUCUAUUGGAACCACGAAACGCGGAAUUGGCCCUUGCUAUUCGUCAAAGGCAAUCCGUAAUGGAGUCCGCUUCGGAGAUCUGCUGCAUUUUUCAGAGUUCGAGCGAAAGUUGAGGGAACUCACUGCAUGGUCCCAGAAACGCUACAGCCAUCCUCGGGAGAAGGACUCAGCAGCACAACUGCAGCUGCGGAAAGCUUUGGGAGAGUACAAUACGCAGUCUGCAUUUGAUCCUGAACACGGUCAGAAGGGUGGGGUGAAGAAUUUGGAGGAGGAGAUUGAACGCUAUAGGAAGUAUUCAGAGCUCUUGCGGACACAGAUUGUGGACUCGGUGACGUUCUUGCAUCAAGAUGUAUCACUUGGAUCCAAGGUGUUAGUUGAGGGUGCCAACGCUGCACUCCUCGAUGUCGACUUUGGUACUUAUCCCUUUGUCACUUCUUCCAACACGACAGUUGGAAGUGUUUGCACUGGACUUGGCGUGCCACCAAAACUGGUAGACACAGUGAUUGGAGUGGUGAAGGCCUACACCACACGAGUUGGACACGGGCCUUUCCCGACGGAGUUGCAGAAUGAAAUGCAGUCCUUGGAGGACUUUGAUGAGACAUACAUAGGGCCAGAGGCCACCUUCGAACGCAAGGGGCAUACAGGUGGGCCUUUCAAGUGCACCCCUGGUCAGCCUGUCAAGGUUGGGAUGAUGCUGCAGGAAGUUGGUGCCGAGUAUGGCACAACGACCGGGCGGAGAAGAAGAUGUGGUUGGUUGGAUUUGGCCUUGGUAAAAUACUCGGCGCUGGUGAAUGGAUUUGACAGCCUGAACAUCACGAAGCUUGAUGUCCUCACUGGGCUGAAGCAGAUUCGGGUUGCAAUAGCUUACAGGAAUCGACAAAUGACCGAAGUGCGCCUUCCGAAUGGAUAUUUCCCAUCACACUUGGAUGAUCUCAAGGAGGUGGUUUGUGAGUAUGAAACCCUGCAAGGGUGGGCAGAAGACAUAUCCAAAUGUGCAAGUUGGGAAGAGCUGCCUGAAAAUGCCAAGAAGUACGUUGUGAGGAUUGAAGAGCUACUGGGCAUUCCUGUCUCCUGGGUAGGAGUUGGUCCAGACCGCAAUAGCAUGCUGAAGGUUCCAAAACGAAGGCUGGGUCUCAUGACAACUCGCUCGGAAUCGAGCCUUGUGCCAAAGCUCCCGGGAUCAUGA
Durusdinium trenchii is the source of this 2310-nucleotide messenger RNA. The record is from the annotation of a GenBank genome assembly. Lineage: Eukaryota; Dinophyceae; Suessiales; Symbiodiniaceae.